AUGAGAGAAAUAGAGCUUGAAGAAUUGUAUGCUAGAGGAAGUACUUCUCAGAAAAGGUCAAGGGUGACCAUAGACUCUAAAUCUGCUAAAUCUCAAGAGAGGGAGAUCAAAGAGCAUUAUGAGGUUCAGUUGGCGGAAUUGACAAAGAGGCUCCAAAUCCAAACUGAUAUAGCCAAAUCAGAGAAAGCCCGUCGAAAGAAAGCAGACAAGCUCCUUAUGGAACGUCAAGCAAGGAUUGAGGGGUGUUAUGAAGAGAUUCGCAAGUUGAAGGGUCGAGUAGAGGAAAAGGGGCAAAGUGAUACUCAAGCUCAAGAGGAGGCCAGAGGUUGGGAAUUGAGAAGCCGUUACUUGGAGACCAUGCAUUUCAGAAAGGACCUAUUGAUUCAAGAAGUUGUUAAAAGACCAACCCAUGCUGAGACCAAAAAGCUAACUGUAGGUCGAAACAAAAUUAUUAAGGAGGCAGCUGCACAGAAGAAUGCUGAAGCUUCGAGAAGCAACAAAGCAAGUGGGAGUGAUUCUGUCACCACUGGCAAGAAACCAACGUAUGAAUAUUCUCAGAGCUCUAAACCUCCACCAACUCUGAAACGGAAGCCCUCGAACAGUAGUGUUUCAAAUGAUGAAGACAAGUCUCCCCCUCAUACCAGACAAGCUCCGAAGAAAAGACAAAAGACCACUAUUUCUUCAGCUAAAGAAAAAGGGUAUGGGACUUCAAAGCCCACCUCCUCAAGUGAUAAAGUUACCUCUGAUGAACAAAUUUUGAAAACCAAUAGUAACAUCCCAGUUGUCGAAAGUCACAAUUCGAGUCCAGAUAACGUCCCUCCCAAGGAAGAUAUAGGCACAACUACUUCUGAUUUCAAAGCUUCAAAUCUCAAUCUUGACCUUGACAACCCCCAAGGUGUCCCUCAACAAAAGUCUCCCAGCCUUUUUCCAGUUCUUGAGACUGAUGAACCUAGUAACAAGGCUGCUUCCCCUGAGCGUUCUGAAGAUACUCAUUGA
Messenger RNA from Vicia villosa (hairy vetch), 996 nucleotides. RefSeq lists its product as uncharacterized. The record is from RefSeq and is a predicted model, not a curated record. The coding region runs from base 1 to 996 and encodes 331 amino acids. NCBI's taxonomy places the organism in Eukaryota, Viridiplantae, Streptophyta, Magnoliopsida, Fabales, Fabaceae. The transcript is spliced from 5 exons.